This is a messenger RNA of Camelina sativa (false flax), 2838 nucleotides long. The record is from RefSeq and is a predicted model, not a curated record. NCBI's taxonomy places the organism in Eukaryota, Viridiplantae, Streptophyta, Magnoliopsida, Brassicales, Brassicaceae.
AGGUCUACGCUACAUCCAAGUCUAAACAGCCGUAUCUAACUGUGAGUUGUGUCUCUAAAGAGGACGUUCAGAAGCGAUUUCUCUUCACUGAAGGUCUCGGGUUAUACCAUCAGGGGUUAACUAACCACUAUGAUUAAAGACGAGAAUAAACAAAGAGCAUUGCUGGAUUGACAAAAGAGAAAACAAAGAGUAUUGCUUUUGUCUACUUGUUUUGAUUUGGACCUCUACCAAAUUUCCACUACAUAAAUUUGUUAGUAUUAAAAAAACAAAAAUAACAAUUGAGUGGCGACUGAGAUGGCGAUUUGGAUUCGCAGAGUUUGAAAUGGAGUUCCCUGUCGAUUCUGGGGGAGGGAGAGUGGGUCUCUCACCUUUUCCUUCUGUUGGUUGGUCUCGAAGAUGGAGUGGGUCUCCUUCUCUGAGGUUGGUUAGAUCCCGUUCUGUGUGGACAGAUUCGGAUACCAUAAACGAAAUUCGGUGCAGUAUGGGUUCUAAUUUAGUGAUCUUGGCGGAUCUGAAGGAGAUUUGGUUCCUGAUUCGGUCAUUUGUUGAGAUUUUGUCUCUGGAGAUUGGGCUUCAUCUUAGGGAUUUGCGAUUGCUUGAGAUGGCGAUAUCUCUUUCACAGAUCGGGUGGUGGUUCUUUCAAUCUCUCUUCUAUGGUAAGUCCGAGGCGUAUUCUUUGGUAAUUAAGGCUCGCAGGAGAUUUGAUUAUUCGACGAUACAAUGGGAGUUGAUAUGGUUAAUGAUGGGGAUCUAUUUGAUUCGAUUUGGUGAUUCGUAUGGGUUGAGGAUGGUUGUUAAGGUAUUUAGGUGUUCAUAUGGGAGCCGUUAAGGAAAUUCUUCCCUUUGGUAUCUCUCGCUGUUGGGUUUUGUACGGUUUCACUCACUCAAAACGUUCUGUGUUUUCUCUGUGGGAGGUCUUUACGAUUUGCUUACUUCUCGAGAUAUGGCUCAACUAGCUCUCAACAAGGGAAAAUCUGCUCUGGUCCGUACUGACACUGUCACGAUUUCAAACUCUGUUUUGGCUCAGAGAAUUCAGCAGUUCUCAAUGACGCUCAUUGGUAGAUUGAUGAACCGGCUUGUUAGAACAUGGAGUCUCUGAUUGCUAACUUUCCAAAGAUAUGGAAGCUAGAGGAGAAGGUUAUGGGAGCUGAUCUUGGACAGGGUGUAUUUCAGUUCAAUUUUGAAGAGGAAGAAGAUAUCUUAUCUGUUCUGCAGAACGGUCCAUACCACUUUGAUAGUUGGAUGGUCUCUUUGGUUCGUUGGGAGCCAGUCAUCUCAUCCACCUACCCUUCGGUGAUAAACUUUUGGGUUAAGGUGUCAGGAAUUCCAAUGCAUCUGUGGGAGGCAGUCACUUUAGAAGCUAUUGGGAAGAAGAUUGGGAAGCUACUAGAAGUGAAUGAGGAGACGGGGAGUCUCUGUGUUUCAAUUAAUGGGUUUAAUCCCAUGAUUUUCAAGAUGGUGGUCCCUUUUGCUUCCGGUGAUGAAAUAGUGGUUUCUUUGGACUAUGAAAAACUAAUGGGGGUCUGUGAUCAUUGCUCGAGGCUUACGCAUGAUUCGAAGGUCUGUCCAGAGCUGCUUAAGGUUGGGUCGGGUUCUGGUCCUACUGAGAAGACGGAUAACAGGGGUGGUCAAAGGCAUCUUCUUCCGGUCAAACAAGAACAACACCAUAAUGCUGGGGGUUGGGAAAAACCUAGGAAACACGCUAAGCGGGCUCUAGAUUUUCAGUCUAUGGAUCUUGGUGAUCAAGGAUACCUCCCACAGCAACGUAUUGGUGGUGGGGGUCCAUACGGUCCGCGACAGUAUGAACGGCAUAAUGGUCCGGCUUGGGGUCAAAGGAGAAAUCACGGUGAGGUUGUUAUGAGCGACGAUGGAGCUCGUCGUGGAUUUCAAAUGGGUAGUGGUGAGUCAUCGAGUAAAACUUCUGGGUUUCACCUGAAUAGAAAGAGUGUUGGGCCGGCUUGGCCUAAACCUCUGUUUAAGGUGAAGCAGUCAUCGAGUGGGAAACAGGAUUCUAUGAAUCGGGACAUUGCUUCCGGUAGUCAUGUCUCGCAAGGGGCGAGGGAUCAGGAGGACAGAGACCAUCAGGGGGAUGCGGGGGCGUCUUUAGAGAUGGAUUUUGAGGUUGAGAACGAUGACCUUCUUGAGGAUGGGGAGCUGGGUGAUACUGACAAGGGUGAUCAUAGGGUUGUUAAGGAUGCGGUUGAGUUUCCAGUCCAGGGAGCAGAGUCACAUCCUAGUCACGGUCCUAAUCCCCAAGGUGAUGAAGGGUCGGAUUCUCAGGUUGAGUCUGGAAGUGGUCCACAAGGUAACGGUUUUAAUUCUUUAGGUGUGGGGGUUGUUAAUAAGGCCUUAGCAGCUUUUACGUUAAAAGAUUCAAGUAGUCAUAAAGGGAGGUCUUUUAGUUCUUACGGUAAAAAGAGUGUGGGGAGUACUAGGGUUGCUACUGUGGUUUUAGCUUCUCCAGGAAAACGCUUACUUGCUAAGGCUUUGUCUAAACCUGCAGGUGAUGGACAUAAACAGAAGCAGAUGGGGAAACCGGGUAAUGCUAAUGUGGAUGGUAAACCUUCGGAUGGGGGUCUUGAGUUGGAACGUGAAGAUCUUGAGUUGGAACUGUCAGGGCAUUGGGGUGGAUCUGACAGAAGGAUAUUUGGGAGAUUUGUGGAAGCAGCAUAAGCCAGACAUUUUAUUUUUAUCAGAAAUUAAAAAAUGUUUUCCUUAUUUACAAAAAUUUCAGAAGAAGUUUGGUUAUAAUAAUUUGUAUUCUGUUGAUCCCCUUGGUUCUAGGGGUGGAUUAGCUUUAUUUUUCAAGGAUGAAAUAAAUUUAUCUAUUUUAUAUGA